AUGGCGAAACCCGUGACGAAGGCCGCGCCCUCCGUGGCGGCCGAGGCCAAGGGUGACGACCCCGCCUUCGCGACGAUCUCGGGCUCGGUCAUGGACCAGAGCAAGGUCAUCUUUGGCGUGCCGGUCUCGUCGCCGCCGGGCUACGACAUUGAGGACGACAGCUCGACGCUCGCGCCGGUGCUCAAGUAUGGCCUCUUGGCCGCGAUCUGCCUCAUGUCCUUCUCGAUCCGCCUCUUCUCCGUCGUGCGCUACGAAAGCGUGAUCCACGAGUUUGACCCGUACUUCAACUUUCGCACGACCAAGUACUUGGCGUCCGAGGGCUUCCUCGAGUUCCUCGACUGGUUUGACGACCGCGCGUGGUACCCGCUAGGGCGCAUCAUUGGUGGCACGAUCUACCCGGGUCUGAUGUACACGGCGGCGCUCGUCUACUGGGUGCUCAACUGGCUCAACAUCUCGAUCAACGUGCGCAACACGUGCGUCUUCUUGGCGCCAAUGUUUGCCGCCAACACUGCGAUCGCCUCGUACAUGCUGACGAAAGAAGUGACGAAGCGCACGAGCGCGGGCCUGCUCGCGGCCGCGUUUGCUGGCGUCGUGCCCUCGUACAUCUCGCGCUCGGUCGGCGGCUCGUACGACAAUGAAGGCGUCGCGAUCUUUGCGCUCAUCUUUGUCUUCUACCUCUGGAUCAAGGCCGUGAACACGGGCUCGAUGUUCUGGGCCGCGGCCUGCUCGCUCGCGUACUUUUACAUGGUCGCUGCGUGGGCGGCUACGUCUUCAUCAUCAACAUGA
Molecule: messenger RNA, 786 nt
Organism: Saprolegnia parasitica CBS 223.65
Lineage: Eukaryota; Oomycota; Saprolegniomycetes; Saprolegniales; Saprolegniaceae
Exons: 1
Coding region: 1-786 (261 amino acids)
Cellular component (GO): membrane
Molecular function (GO): oligosaccharyl transferase activity
Source: RefSeq, a predicted model, not a curated record